Messenger RNA from Phyllopteryx taeniolatus (common seadragon), 3350 nucleotides. RefSeq names its product endosialin-like. Gene Ontology annotation, molecular function: calcium ion binding; extracellular matrix protein binding; extracellular matrix binding. Gene Ontology annotation, biological process: cell migration. Gene Ontology annotation, cellular component: external side of plasma membrane; extracellular matrix. Lineage: Eukaryota; Metazoa; Chordata; Actinopteri; Syngnathiformes; Syngnathidae. The transcript has 2 exons. The record is from RefSeq and is a predicted model, not a curated record. Bases 200 to 2638 code for a protein of 812 amino acids.
CGGAGGCGGAGCAAGGCCAGAAGGCUCUUCGGGAUCCUCAGGUUUUCUUUUUGCUCGUGUGCUGCUGCUUCUGUCCUACUGAGCGCACACACGAGGAGGGGUGGUCCGGCUUGACCCUGACCCCAAAACACGCCUCCGAGACCAUCCUGAUGCACAUCUGCCAUUUCCUGUUUCCCAGGCGACACGCAAACACACACACAUGCGCGCACUCUCACAUUAUCUCUCGUACUCUCAUGUGCAACAGCACACACGCGUGAUGAAGAUGAAGAUGAAGAUGGCACGGAGUCGGAUGCUUUCAUGUCGCUCAGAUGACAAACACUUUCCACUCUGGUGUGUGUGUGUGUGUGAGAGACAUAUGGUUUUCAUAACUCCCCCAAACCCUCAGCGCGCGCACACACAGACACACACACUGAGUGAACCAGGUUUUAUUCCACUUCUUGCAGCCCCCUCUUCCAAAAACACACCAUUCUUUUUCCUCGACGAAGCAAAAGAAGCCCCCCCCUCCUCCGCGGCCGCCCGCAAAGCCUUCCAGCCCUCCGUCCUCCCCUUCAGUCGCAGGCGAACUCUGCAGAGGCGAGCGACACAGAUCAACUGCUCCCCUCAUUUCUGCAAAGCAAAAGACACAAUUAAGAUCCGACUUGUGCAGCUUCUGCUUGUGGUUCUUCUUCUUCUUCUUCGCUUUUUCUUGAUUUUUUUUGACUUUCCGAUGGGGCCGCUUCGGGCCUGGCUGCUGCUGUGCCUCGUGGCCGGCGGAGGGCGCGCCGCCGCCGCCGCCGCCGAGCUGGAGGAGAAGGACGCGCUGUGCCACUCGCGCGGAUGCUUGGCCGUCUUCACGCAGCGGAGAACCUUCCGGGAGGCGGGGCGCAGCUGCCGGGAGCGCGGCGGGACGCUGGCGACGCUGCACGACCGCCAGGCCGCCGACGCCGUCCACCGGCUGCUGGCGGGCGCGGAGCCGCACGGCGCUCGGGUGCGCCUGCGCCUGUGGAUCGGGCUGCACCGGGCGCCGCGCCAGUGCUCCGCCGUGCGACCGCUGCGCGGAUUCGUGUGGGUCACAGGCGACCAGGAGGGUCAGUUCACCAACUGGCUGCGCGAGGAGGCGGCGGGCGCCUGCGCGGCGCCACGAUGCGUGGCCGUGACGGUGAACACGGCGGACGGCGCCCGCCGCGACACCCACGACGGCGACAACUUCAAGUGGUUGGACGGCUCGUGCGGUCUGGCGCUGGACGGCUUCGUGUGCCAGUACCCCUCCGAGGGCAUGUGCCCGCCCCUGGAGGACGAGGGGCAGGGGGCGGCCGCUUACUCCACGCCGUUCCGGCUGACCAGCCGGACGCUGACCCACGUGCCGUACGGCUCGGUGGCCGCCCUCGCGUGUCCGCCCCGGCCCUCGGAGGCAGACGCCCCCGCCCCCGCCGAGCAGACGGCGCUGUGCGUGGAGAGAGACGACGGGUCGGUGGGCUGGUCCCGGGACGCGCCGCUCUGCGGGGCCCGCGCGCCGCCGCCCGACCGUGAGCGGUGCGGCACGGACCACGGGUGCCAGCAACACUGCCAGAACACGGACUCGGACUACUACUGCUACUGCUCGGAAGGAUACACGCUCGCCGAGGACGGCUACAGCUGCCACCUGGACCCCUUGGACCCCACGGACCCUCCCGAGCUUUCCUCUUCUUCAGACGCCGCCGCGCCCAGCGAGCCGCCCCGCCUCAAAGCGGCGUGCGAGGCCACGGGCUGCGAGUACGACUGCGUAGAAACGUCCCGGGGGGUCCGUUGCACGUGUCCUCCGGGGUACCAAAUGGGCCCGGACGGGCGUCGGUGUUCCGACGUGGACGAGUGCCGGCAGCGGCCGUGCCCGCAGGCGUGCGUCAACGUGCCCGGAACCUUUCACUGCGCGUGUCACGCCGGCUACCGAGCCGACGACGAGGGCGAGUGCGUGGACGUGGACGAGUGCGAGGACGAGGGGAGCUGCGAGGGCGCCUGCCGGAACACCGAGGGCUCCUUCGCCUGCGCCUGUCGCCACGGUUACCGGCCGUCGGGCGACGGCACGUGCCGGGACGUGGACGAGUGCGUGGGGGCGUCGCCCUGCCAGCAGCAGUGUCUCAACUACGUCGGCAGCUACCAGUGUUACUGCGACGACGGUUACGAGCUGCGAGCCGACGGACUCGGUUGCCGGCCGACGCCCGCCGACGAAGAAUACUCCACUAUGACCCCGGACCCCACCGACCCGGCCCACGCGCCGGAUCCGGACCGCGAAGGCCCGCGCACCGCUCGGCCCGACCUUGACGUCCCCGAAACCGCCGACUCCGACGAGCGCCGGCACCGAUGGGACGCCCCCUCGCGGAGGGGGUACCGGACGGAGCGGCCGCCCGCCACACGCGAGAGCGACGGCGAGGGAGGCCGCCCUGCGGCUGGAGGUCAAGAAGGCGAAGGCGAACGCGACCGCGGCAAGGUCAAACAUGACAAGAGCUGGCUGCUGGUGGCGCUGUUGGUGCCGCUCUGCGUGUUCCUGGUGGUGAUGUUGGCACUGGGCAUCGUCUACUGCACCAGCUGCGCCGUGGACAAGAACAUGCGCCUGUCGGAAUGCUGCCGCUGGAUCCUCCCCACGCCCAACCUCAACAGCGCCGAGCCCAAAGGACGAGCGUGACGCUGACAGGGAAACGCUCCCACGCGUGACAUUGUCAUGUGACACGUCUCCCGUGUGUCACACAAGCGUGAUUAGGGUUCCCACCUCGUUUCCGGGCAGGACACGCCCUGCUCCGAUAUUACUGGCUCCAGGACACACGCCGCUGCACUACCAUUGGCUGCUGUAUCCCGGGCAAAAACACGCCCUACUGACGGGAGAGGAAGUUUUGGACUCAAGUGCGGCGGCGUUAAUGUUUCCCGCUAAGCCUAACCCAACGCCUUCGCCCUGAACCCAAACAAAUGUCUGUUUAUUGUUUAUUUCAUGCAAACGUGACGCGUUUGGGCUGGCCAUCUCGUUACAUCUGCAAGGCCUGCCCUUCCCGCGACACAGGAGCCAAUCGUGCCGCAGCGGGGCGUGUCCUGCCUGCCUGCAAACUCGGUGGGAAUCCUAAUAACGCAUACUUGAGCGUGUCACGAGGUCAUCGUCACGUGCGAUGCGGUCACAUGACAGGUCACGUAGCACGGCGAGGGGAUGUGGGCACGUGACGUGUCACGGUCACGUGACGAGCUCAUAUAUUGCAUACCGCGUCACACGGUCGCGUGGUAUGGUCACGUGACGCGUGACACGUCAUCACAAGACCACCGCUGGGCCGACUUUGUCUGUCGCACGCCUUCUGUAAAUAAAGCACUUGUGUUCCCCCCGUUUUGAAAAACAAUAAAAGGACUUCAACAAA